Messenger RNA from Vicugna pacos (alpaca), 2285 nucleotides. It is a transcript of the gene LEPROT, whose product is annotated as leptin receptor overlapping transcript. NCBI's taxonomy places the organism in Eukaryota, Metazoa, Chordata, Mammalia, Artiodactyla, Camelidae. Gene Ontology annotation, cellular component: endosome. The record is from RefSeq and is a predicted model, not a curated record. Gene Ontology annotation, biological process: negative regulation of growth hormone receptor signaling pathway; late endosome to vacuole transport via multivesicular body sorting pathway.
CCAGCUUGGGAGACAUGGCGGGCGUUAAAGCUCUUGUGGCUUUGUCCUUCAGUGGGGCUAUUGGGCUGACUUUUCUUAUGCUGGGAUGUGCCUUAGAGGAUUAUGGCGUUUACUGGCCCUUGUUCGUCCUGAUCUUCCACGCCAUCUCUCCCAUUCCCUAUUUCAUCGCCAAGAGAGCAACGUAUGACUCCGAUGCAACAAGCAGUGCCUGUCGGGAACUGGCCUAUUUUUUCACUACUGGAAUUGUUGUUUCUGCCUUCGGAUUUCCUGUUAUUCUUGCCCGGGUGGCUGUGAUCAAAUGGGGAGCCUGUGGCCUGGUGCUGGCAGGCAAUGCGGUCAUUUUCCUUACAAUUCAAGGUUUUUUCCUUGUAUUUGGAAGAGGAGAUGAUUUUAGCUGGGAGCAGUGGUAGCACGCACUUUAUUCUGACAAAAUGCAUUUAAUCUUAGAAUUCAUACUAUAUGUAUAUGUGUGCACAUGUGGCCUUUUACUCUGAAAUUUAAUAUGCUGGUUUUUUAUACCUUUGUAAUCAGGUUCACUUUUAGGAGGACUACAUGGGAAAAAGGUUAGUUUUAUUCCCAGCCAAUGACCUCUCCAUCUACUCCCGUUGAAUUAUGUUACUUGUUUAGCUGUUCAUAUAGUCAACAACGGUGCUCUCAGAAGAUAUGUUCACAAACACAGGCUUGUAGACAGCUGUGCGCUGCCCCGCCACCGUGGGCCUGGGGAUGUGCUGGGGCGGGCACGGAACGCUGGGGCUGUCUCAGCUCCACUCAGGACUGCCAAGAUACACUUGUGGCCCGGGGAGACAGAGGUGGCUCCCUCUUCGUGUUGCAGACUUGUGCUUCUCAAAGUGUGGUCCAUAGGCCAAGAGCACCAGCAUCUCCUAGGAGCUUAUUACAGAAGCCGAUCUGAGGCCCUGCCCCCAAGCCAGUGCAUUCUGAUGAGAUCCCAAGCGAAUCAUACGCAUGUUAAAGUCAGAGAAGCGUCGUCAUGGAGGAAUAAGUAUUGCUUCCCCUUGGCCGGACCACUUAACCUCUCUCGGAGUUAGCUGCUCAUUUGUAAACAUUGUUUCACCUGCCCCUCAUGUUGAGGCCCAGUUCAGCCUCUCUUUGGUAUUUGUGAAGUGUCUGCACCUAUAAUAUAUAGGCUGUUCCUCACAUUUGUGAAGUGGGAACAGCUGUGGCUUCACAGUGUCUGAAAGGCAGUGGUUGUCUUCACAGCGCUGGGGGGACAGAGCCCCCACUGGGAUGCAGGGGAGCGGGGCUGGGCUGGAACCAUUCCCUGCUUUAGCAGGAGGGGGAAGAAUGGAUACAUAACACUGUGUUUAAUUUCCCUUUAUAAUCUGACGUUUCUCCCCAGUUCCUUCCCGGGGCUGCUCUCCACCCCACCCACCCCCACCCCAACACACACACUCCCAGCAGUCUAAUUUGCCCUCACUUCUUUGUGGCUGUGGCUUCUUUCACCAGAGACCUGGAACCAAGUAAGCAAGCAGAAGGUGAGCUGCUUAAUUUUAUUUAUAUGUUGGUGUACUUACUGUCUUUCCCGUCCUGUAGGACUUUUGAAAUAUAUAUAUAAUACUUUGUGCCACUUUUAAAUGAAUCUUUGAGAAUUCAUGUCAGGCCAGGCUAGGUCCCGUAAUCACAGUUUUUCUAGUUCGACUUUUUAUCCAAGACCUAUGGAGAAAGGGAAAUAUAGGAAAUAGAACUGCUUAAUUAGAACAUAAGGAAUGAUUGUAAAGCCUUGUUAAUGUGUAAUGACUGACGUACAUUCAAAACACUGAAACCCUGAACUGUAACCCCUUCAGAUUCUGGCAUGAUGCUGGGAUCAGGAGAAAAUAAAAGUGAUACUUUAGCCUUGUCCACAAGUUUAUGUCUUCAAUACUCUAUGUGUGUAUAGAAUUGUUAAGGUUAUUUCCAAUAUUUAUAGUAGAAAAGUUCUAUAGACACUUUGUAAUUUUAACCAACAUUUUUAAUUAAUACUUGCACUUACCAUAUUGUAAUAAAUUUCACUUUUAACACAAAAGAAGAGUUUAAUUUUAAAAUUCUUUCUUCUGAUGUCGCCUUGCUUAACAGGUAACAAAAAAAGAACAUUUCUUGCUGUUCUGAAAUGUGCGGUUUUAAGCAAUAAUCUGUCCUGCAUCAGAAUAAUAGCAAUAAGUUGUAAGAUACCUUUUGGAUGUGUUGUUGGCUUAUAAUGGCUUUUCUUUUCCUAAGAUGGAAAUGCUGUUUACUUUGUACUAUCUUUUGCAAAAGUGUCUUUGUUGCUUAUAAACGUUUUAAAUAACCAA